This is a messenger RNA of Hemibagrus wyckioides, 2991 nucleotides long. It is a transcript of the gene aanat1, whose product is annotated as arylalkylamine N-acetyltransferase 1. The record is from RefSeq and is a predicted model, not a curated record. Lineage: Eukaryota; Metazoa; Chordata; Actinopteri; Siluriformes; Bagridae. The transcript has 3 exons. Gene Ontology annotation, molecular function: aralkylamine N-acetyltransferase activity. Gene Ontology annotation, biological process: response to light stimulus; circadian rhythm. Bases 1138 to 1746 code for a protein of 202 amino acids. Gene Ontology annotation, cellular component: cytoplasm.
CAAUGCACUAUGCAGCCAUCCACAUGAUGUGAAAAGAAAAAAUCAUCAUUGACACAUGCAUCAGUAAGCUGUGGGUGCCCAUGAUCCUGUUGUCAGUUCACUGGUUGUCCUUCCUUGGUGCAGUUUUGGUAGGUACUAAUCACUGCAUAUUGUGAACACCCCUCAAGACAUGCUUUUUUGGAACAGCUCUGACCCGGUCAUCUAGCCAUCACAAAUUUGGCCCUUUGGUCAAAAUCACCCAGGUCCUUGCAUUUGCCCAUUUUCCUGCUUCUCACACAUCAAAUUCAUGAACUGAAUGUUCAGCUGCUACCAAAAUAUCCCACCCUAUGGCAGGUGCCACUUUAACAAGACAAUCCAAGCUAUUCACUACAACUCUCAUUGGUUGAAAUGUUAUGGUUGGUUGGUGUAUAUGUACGCCUAUAGAGAGCUUGGCAUCAAUAGGUCCUUUGUGGACACUAAGUGCACACUAAUCCUCAUCCAUCUCCUAAAUCUCUCACAUGCUAGCUCUAAGCACCACACCCUGGAACAUCUGCAGACUAAUGAAUGGAUGAAAGGGAUGAAAAUGAAAGCCUACACCAACACACAUGUAUCUCAAAUGACUAAAUAUGUUUAGAAUAAUAUGAAUAUUUUCCACCAUAGCGAACACUUGGAGGAUUUAUGAAACGUACCAUGUGUUAAGAGAUCAGUUUUAUUAAUAGCAAGAAAGCUUAGAGGAGCUGAAAAUGGCCAGCCUUAUGCAAUUAGCCUUGCCAGGGGACGUCACGUCCCAGUGUUCACGCGCUCUCCCAUUCAGAAAAGCAUAACGGUAACAAAAAAUACCACUUUAUUAUGAAUGAUGAUAUGAAUGAAUGAAUGCUAUUCGGGUUUAAUUGCAUGUCCAACGCGCACAGCUGAAACAAAAGCAGCCCAGUGGGAAUUAAAAUCGCCAUCAAGCAUAAGCCAUCUAUUAGCGGUGACUAACGCCGUUUAAGCGGCUGAUGCUAUAAAUGCGCUCGCACGCGCCGCACCGCUGGUCACUUUCCACACGCGCGGCGCUCGGGACGGUCACGCGCUCUUGCUGGACACAACACUUAAUAGCACGGUCAAAAAAAAAAGCUUAUAAGGGUAGGUAGGCUUGCUGGAGAGUAACGUGAAACCAUGUCCACGGUGAGCACGCUGCCGUUCUUCAAACCCCUCCACGCGUCCGUGUCUCCCGCGAGACAGCGGCGUCACACACUUCCGGCCAGUGAGUUCCGCUCCCUCAACACCGAGGACGCGAUCAGUGUGUUCGAGAUCGAGAGAGAAGCGUUUAUCUCCGUGUCUGGCGAGUGUCCACUGCACCUGGAUGAGGUGCGUCACUUCCUCACCCUCUGCCCCGAGCUGUCCCUUGGCUGGUUUGUGGAAGGCAGGCUCGUCGCCUUCAUCAUUGGCUCGCUGUGGGACCAGGAGCGUCUGACCAAUGAAGCUUUGACCCUUCACAAACCUCACGGUACCACGGUGCACAUCCACGUGCUGGCGGUGCACCGUACGUUCCGGCAGCAGGGCCGCGGUUCCAUCCUGAUGUGGCGCUACUUGCAGUACCUGCGCUGUCUGCCGUACGUUCGCCGUGCCGUGCUCAUGUGCGAGGAUUUUCUCGUGCCGUUCUACCAGAAGUCCGGCUUCAAGGUCCAGGGCCCGUGUGAGAUCACGGUGGGGCCGCUGACGUUCAUUGAGAUGCAGUACGCAGUGCGCGGUCACGCCUUCAUGCGCCGCAAUAGUGGCUGCUGAGUUGACGCAGUUACUCCUUUCGUUACCCCAGAUGCCAAAGCAGGGUGGAGUGAGAGGCUUAUUCUGGCGGGGAGGUUUUGUCACAGCUUCUGCUUCGAGUAUAGCUUCCGUCUGUGGUGUCUAGGUGUUUGUCCACAUUUGUAAAUGGGAAUUUGAUUUAAAAAAAAUAAUAAUUAAAGGAGGGAAUGAAAAGAAAUAAACCAUCCAUCGGCAUGUUUCACCUGUGUAACACCUGGAUUCAUGUUGAUACAGUUUUUGUCUUUAUUCCAUAUCCAUAUGAUCCACAAGGCGUUAUUCAUGUUCUUGUCAUUGACAAAUGUUGUGUAUCUCACUGGAGCACUUUUGCUUUAUUUUUCUAUUAUGUUUUUUUUUUUAACGUAACCUGUUCAGUAUCAGAAAGGAGGCAACGGUGGUAGGUAGAGGAACACACCAUGUGGAAUGACAUGGUUUUAGGGGUGGAUGAUAUGGUAGAAAUAUUACAUUGUGGUGUAUAGUUUAACAAACAAACAGCCAGAAUAAGCUUGAUAGCUGAAACCCCCCCCCCCCUCAAAACAGAGCAUAACAAAUAACAAUGCAGUCAGUGUUAGAGACUCUCAGAAAUAUACCACCAUAUCAGUAGUGUAUGGUCAUAUCACCCUGUCUAUAUGGUGUAUAUGUGAAGUUUUAAGUCGUAUGUGGCGAUAUUUCAGCCUUGUCGUUGAGUGUCUUUGUGGUUGCUCUAGAUGUUUGUUUUGUAAAAGCAUUAAAGCAGCAUUGACCUGACAUCCUGCUACUGUACUCUCUUCUAAUCGGACACAGAGAACGAUCCUGUUCAGCUAGCUUUCUAUGAAGGAUGGAGUGGUCUGAAAGAUAAUAUAGACCCUGAGGAAUCUGCUUAGAAUUUUUUCCACACAUCUGAAACGAUUUUAUGGAACAAAAGUCACUUGCAUUUAAAAGUUAACCAGAGAAAUUCUUUGCUUGGAAGGACACAUGAGGACUGAACACAGCAAAGGCAUAUUUAGCCACAGCGAUUAACUGUUGCUAAGGUGGAGGCGGCUUGAUCUGCAUUAGACAGCGUUACAGGCAGGUUUUGGUUCCAAAAACCCGUACAAGGAACGGGUUUUGAAUCCAUUAUUCAAAAGGUCAAGUUAAAUGCGUCCGAUAUUUAUCCCCCCCCCCCCUUAAUUAUUUUGGAUAUAACUGUUGCAGUACACAUCCACCACCUUUGCCUCUGUGGAGUCUUGAAUCAAGACAUCUUUGAUUUUG